AUGGGAUGGGUGAUUUUCACUGCCGCUGAUUGCACUGCCUUGGCUGGCCUUUGGUCUUAUUGGUUCCUGGGUACCAACCCCGGCGUCUGGGUAGCCUGCACAUUAGGAGUCGUCUUCUUUCUCAACUGCCUUGCGGUCAAAUACUUUUGUGAGGUCGAGUUCAAUGCUUCAAUCUUCAAGAUCUGUCUGAUCUUUGGUUUUCUGCUGUUCACCUUCGUAGUUGUCCUCGGCGGCAACCCCAAACACGACCGCAUCGGAUUCAGAUACUGGAGAGACCCUGGGGCUUUCAACGAGACAUACACAACUGGGACCACAGGCCGAUUCUUAUCCAUCUAG
This is a messenger RNA of Colletotrichum gloeosporioides, 336 nucleotides long. RefSeq names its product Dicarboxylic amino acid permease. Lineage: Eukaryota; Fungi; Ascomycota; Sordariomycetes; Glomerellales; Glomerellaceae. Gene Ontology annotation, biological process: amino acid transmembrane transport. Gene Ontology annotation, cellular component: membrane. Gene Ontology annotation, molecular function: amino acid transmembrane transporter activity. The record is from RefSeq and is a predicted model, not a curated record. Bases 1 to 336 code for a protein of 111 amino acids. The transcript has 2 exons.